Messenger RNA from Myodes glareolus (Bank vole), 1094 nucleotides. RefSeq names its product olfactory receptor 52P1-like. Gene Ontology annotation, cellular component: plasma membrane. NCBI's taxonomy places the organism in Eukaryota, Metazoa, Chordata, Mammalia, Rodentia, Cricetidae. Gene Ontology annotation, biological process: G protein-coupled receptor signaling pathway. The record is from RefSeq and is a predicted model, not a curated record. Gene Ontology annotation, molecular function: G protein-coupled receptor activity; olfactory receptor activity.
UGGACCAAAUAAGAAUUUACAAUGCUGUUCUCUGUUUAUAGAGCACUACCCUUGGUAUUUUCCACUAUGCAGACAGCACGUUGGGUUUUAACAUGGCAGUCAAUGUUACCUGUCAACACAUUACAUCUUUCUUCCUGGUUGGUGUUCCUGGGUUGGAAACCUUUCACUGCUGGAUCGGCAUCCCUGUCUGUCUCCUGUUUGUCCUGACCUUGCUGGGGAACAGCAUAAUCCUUGUUACUAUACAGCUAGAGCCAAGUCUCCACCAGCCUAUGUAUUUCUUUCUUUGCAUGCUGGCAAUGAAUGACAUGUGUCUCGCCACUUCUGCAGCUCUGAAGAUGCUUGGCAUCUUCUGGUUUGAUGCCCAUUGGAUCGAUUUUGAUGCCUGUCUAACACAAAUGUAUUUUAUCCACACACUUUGCAUCAUGGAGUCAGCCAUCCUAGUAAUCAUGGCAUUUGAUCGCUUUGUGGCCAUUUGUAUCCCCCUUCAUUAUGCAUCAAUCCUGACAACUUCUAUGGUGACUAAACUGGGUCUAGCUGGCCUGAUCAGAGGUGUGCUAAUGGUUUUGCCAUGUCCUCUUCUCAUUAAAAGGUUGCCCUACUAUACGAAGUAUAUUAUCCACCAUGCCUACUGUGAGCACAUGGCUGUGGUGAAGUUAGCCAGUGCUAACACUCUCAUUAACAGAGCAUAUGGAAUUUCAGUGGCCUUUUCAGUGAUAACAGUGGACUUAGGACUCAUAGCCACAUCUUAUGUAAAAAUCCUCCAAGCAGUGUUCCGUCUCUCUUCCCAGAACGCCCGCUCUAAAGCCCUGGGCACCUGCGCUGCCCAUGUCUGCACCAUGCUCGUCUCUUACACACCUGCACUGUUUAGCUUCCUAACUCACCGCAUUGGCAAGAAGGUGCCUCCAAGUGUUCACAUCAUUGUUGCAAGUGUGUACCUCUUACUACCUUCUGCAGUUAAUCCAGUGGUGUAUGGUGUCAAGACCAAACAGAUUCGUGAUCGAGUGAUAGAUCUUUUCUUUACACAUAAGAAACUUUCUGACAAGUAAAACAUUACCGUAAAACUUAUUUUAGCAGAUUUCGUUCUGUGAAGUCAG